Messenger RNA from Arabis nemorensis, 1311 nucleotides. NCBI's taxonomy places the organism in Eukaryota, Viridiplantae, Streptophyta, Magnoliopsida, Brassicales, Brassicaceae. The record is from the annotation of a GenBank genome assembly.
AUGGAAAGAUUGCUGCUUUUGACAUUACUCUGUGUGUUAAUCUUCGCUUCCGUGGCCGCAGAUGAUUACGUCCGACCAAAACCUCGUCAAGCCUUGCAGUUCCCAUGGAAACAAAAGUCCUCUUCUCAACCCGAGCAGGUUCACAUCUCAUUGGCUGGAGAUAAACAUAUGCGAGUGAGUUGGGUUACGAAUGACAAAUCGUCUCCUUCGUUUGUUGAAUAUGGAACAUCGCCAGGGAAAUACUCCUAUCUUGGUCAAGGAGAAAGCACCUCUUAUAGCUAUGUAUUCUACAGAUCAGGGAAGAUACAUCAUACCGUCAUCGGACCAUUGGAACCGGAUACUGUUUAUUUUUACCGUUGUGGUGGAGGAGGACCUGAGUUCCAUCUGAAAACACCACCAGCUCAUUUCCCGAUUACUUUCGCAGUGGCUGGGGAUCUUGGUCAAACCGGUUGGACCAAGUCGACUCUAGAUCAUAUCGAUCAAUGCAAAUACGCUGUGCAUCUACUUCCCGGGGAUCUUUCUUACGCUGAUUAUAUGCAGCACAAGUGGGACACGUUUGGGGAGCUGGUUCAGCCUCUGGCAAGUGUGAGGCCAUGGAUGGUAACCCAAGGAAACCAUGAAAAAGAGAAUAUCCCCUUUAUUGUGGAUGAAUUUGUGUCUUACAACUCGAGGUGGAAGAUGCCGUAUGAGGAGAGUGGAUCAAAUUCAAAUCUUUAUUACUCUUUUGAGGUUGCGGGUGUCCAUGCGAUCAUGCUUGGCUCAUACACAGAUUACGAUAGGAACUCAGAUCAAUACAAAUGGUUGAAGGCUGAUCUCUCAAAGGUGGACCGAGAAAGGACUCCGUGGCUAAUAGCUCUCUUCCAUGUACCAUGGUAUAACAGUANUGAAGCCCAUCAACAUGAAGGUGAUGGGAUGAUGGCUGUAAUGGAGCCUUUGCUUUAUGCGAGCGGUGUUGAUAUUGUAUUCACUGGUCAUGUUCAUGCUUAUGAACGCACGAAACGUGUCAACAAUGGUAAAUCAGAUCGAUGUGGUCCUGUACACAUAACUAUAGGCGAUGGAGGAAACAGAGAAGGGCUAGCUCGCAAGUACAAAGAUCCGUCACCAGAGUGGUCUGUCUUCAGGGAAGCAAGUUUUGGACAUGGCGAGCUUCAGAUGGUGAACUCAACCCAUGCGCUCUGGACCUGGCAUAGGAACGAUGACGACGAGCCAACGAGAUCUGAUGAGGUUUGGUUAACCUCUCUUGUGAACUCCGGAUGUUGGACCGAAAAGAAUAGGCACGAAGAACUCCGGAAAAUGCUCCUGGAACCUUGA